This is a messenger RNA of Chaetomium strumarium, 834 nucleotides long. RefSeq lists its product as uncharacterized. The transcript has 2 exons. NCBI's taxonomy places the organism in Eukaryota, Fungi, Ascomycota, Sordariomycetes, Sordariales, Chaetomiaceae. The record is from RefSeq and is a predicted model, not a curated record. Bases 188 to 733 code for a protein of 181 amino acids.
CGCUUUGGUAUCGACUUCACUCUUUUAGUCGAUUUCCGUUCCGUCCUUAAUCGAUGCAAUUCCCCGUGACACGCGCGAGAUUUAACGCGGCACAUAUACAGUCUUGAGCAGUCCAUGCACGAUCGUUUUAUAACUGCAAAUCACGCAUAACGACAUUCCUUCAACAACAGCACACUCAUUACUCACCAUGGACUCAUUCGCAAGACUCGUCGCUCGGGGCAGCGAGCAGACCGACGACAAGAGCUCUACCGUCAAUCUCUUGAUCGCGCUUCUUUGUGUUGUCUUGUUCGGCCUCCUGGCCCUCGCUUCGCUCGUCCUCCUCCGGAGGAUGCGCAGGCAGAAGAAGAUGAUGGAGGAGACACUGCCACAGUACCAGGACGUCAAGCGGACCGGCAACCACCGGGGCCUCACAAUCCAGACGAGCGGCGGCAACGGCCGGUCAAGCGUAAUUGUUGUCAACGGCGGCGGCCAGCCCAUGCUAGCGAACCCGCACUCGCCCCCACAUUCACCCGACAACGUUCCCGAGAUCCACAUCACCUUCCCCGACGAGCAGGACGAGCAAGGCCGGCGGAAGAGCGGCCGGGUGGUUGUCGUCAGGGUUGGCGAGACGACCGUCGGGCUUGAGCCUCUGAACGAGGAGCAGCUCCCCGCCUAUGAGAAAGAGAGCAGCACGCAGUUUUACUCUGUCGACAUCGACAAGAUCGGCGGCUUGAAAGAGAAGGAGUUCCAUUAAGCCGCACCCCGCCAAGUACUCGGGGAGUUCUUGCGGAAAAAGGUCUUCUCGUUCGGCACCGAAAACGAGCUGGCAAUCCUUACGAUUUCAUGGGCGUGCGG